AUGCUAAAGAACAUUAAUAAACCAGUUAUAUUUUUCAACGUGCUAACAGGUCUUGCAGUUAUUUAUUUAUUUAAAAAUUAUAAUGAAAAUACAAAACAAGUAUUGAAUAAAUUAUAUUCCUUGAAAAAUUGGAUAGUGCAAUAUUCCUGUAGUUUUUUGAAAAGGUAUGAGAGGAUACAACUGCCUAUAAUAGACAAAGAUAUUAUAAUAGAUUUAUCAGAUGAGGAAUUAGAAGAAAAAUUUAUGCAAGCCUGUAAUGCUGUAAAGAUUUAUAAAACUAAAUUAAAAACAGAGGAAUGGUUACAUUUGUAUGGAUUAUUUAAGCAAGCAACGAUUGGUAAUAUUAUAUUACAAAAUGAAGAAGAAAGUACAAAAAAUAGCGACAUAUCAAAAAGUAGCGACAUAUCAAAAAGUAGUGACAUAUCAAAAAGUAGUGAGAUAUCAUCAAAAAGUAGUGAUAUAUCAUCAAAAAAUAGUGACAUGGCAUCAAAAAAUAGUGAUAUAUCAUCAAAUAAUAAUAUACAAAAUGCAUCAAUUAUAGAUGGAAAAAAAAAAAAAAAAAAAAAAAAUAACAAAAACAAAAACAAAAAUAAUAAAAACAAGAAUAAUAAUAAUAAUAAUAAUACUAAUAUGGAAUUUAUUGAAAUACAAAAAAGAAAAGCUUGGAAAAAUUGUUAUAAUGUAAAUAAAAAUACAUGUAAAUAUUUAUAUGUACAAUAUUUUAAUAAAUUAUUUCCAGACGCAUUAGAGAAAUUAAAUAAUGAUGACAAUAUGAAAUUUUCAAAAACAGUAAGUAAAAUGAAACCUUUUAAAGAACAAAAUAAAAAACAUAUAGAAAAUGAAAAUGAUGAUGAUAAUAAUAUUUGUGAUAUUUUAUGUCAACAUGUUGUUAUGGGUGAUCUUGCAAAUAUUAAAAAAAAUUUAAAACAUAAUCCAUCAUUAAUUAAUAAAAAAAAUUCUAGUGGCUUAACACCCUUACAUUAUGCAUGUGAUAGAGGAUAUAUAGAUAUAGUAAAAUAUUUAAUACAGAAGGGUGCAAAUAUUAAUGUUGAAGAUUCUUAUGGUGACACACCUUUACAUAUGGCAGCAUACUCAGAAAAACUAAAUGUUGUAGAGUUUUUAAAAUCAGUAGGUGCAGAUAUUAAUAAAACCAAUUCUGAAGGUUUGACCAUUGAUUGGAUUCUAAGUCAAAACUAA
Messenger RNA from Plasmodium adleri (nom. inval.), 1197 nucleotides. RefSeq names its product acyl-CoA-binding protein, putative. The transcript has a single exon. The record is from RefSeq and is a predicted model, not a curated record. Lineage: Eukaryota; Apicomplexa; Aconoidasida; Haemosporida; Plasmodiidae. The coding region runs from base 1 to 1197 and encodes 398 amino acids. Gene Ontology annotation, molecular function: fatty-acyl-CoA binding; protein binding.